Messenger RNA from Lachancea sp. 'fantastica', 2493 nucleotides. The record is from the annotation of a GenBank genome assembly. NCBI's taxonomy places the organism in Eukaryota, Fungi, Ascomycota, Saccharomycetes, Saccharomycetales, Saccharomycetaceae.
AUGUCCAGAUUCUUUGCCAACUCGUACGAAUACGAUAGUGGGUCUUCUUCCUCCGAGGAAGAUCUCCUUUCAGGCUCUGAAGAGGAGCUUAUGAGCACGUCUUCUUCAGACAACGAAGGCCUACAGGAUUCGCAAGACGAAGAAUCGGAUGAUUCGUUUUUCGACGAAUCAGCACAAGAGUCAGAUGUCGAUUCUGAUGAUUCGGACGGAAGACCUUAUGGUCCUGAUUGGUUCAAGAAGCCAGAAUUUAGAAAAGGAGGUUCCACGGGUGCCAACCGUUUUCUCAAAAACGCCGACUACUCAGACUCUGAAUCAGAUGAUGAGGGCAAAAAAGUGGUCAAAUCGGCCAAGGACAAGCUGCUGGACGAAAUGCGUAGCGUUCAUGACAAAAUCGAUGUUGCUGAAAUGACACAAGAUUUCGUCACCAUUCUCAGUGAGCUCGACUCCAUGACCAGACUAGUGACCAGAGCUCAGCAACAAAACUACGGUAUUCCAAACAUCUUCAUCCAGGUGCUUGCCCAAGUAGAGGACAUUGUUGCAGCCACGUCGCAACAAGACAUAACCAACAAGGCUGUCGCGAGAGCUUACAACACCACCAAACAGCGUGUUCGUAAGAUUGCCCGUGAUUACGAGGAAAUCAUCGCCAAGUACCGUGAGUUCCCUGAAGCCUUCAGCACCGAGCCUACCGAAGAUGGUGGCGUAGCGCAAGACAACUUCGCCGUGUCCUCAUUUGCUUUGGCCGGGAAAAAAGCUGCUGAUCUAUCUUCUAUGGCUGAUGCGACUUCCGAAUCCGACUUUUUCACAGCAUUGCGCAUCGUCAUGGACUCUAGAGGUAAAAAGGGUACGGAUCACCAGGCACAAAUUAAGACUUUGGAAGAACUACUGGACAUCGCCAAAAGCCCAUAUGAAUCCAUUCUUGCAUAUUUGAAUUUGAUUUCUUUUAGAUUCGACUCUUCUGCCUCUCUCUCCUAUCAACCUAUAGACCAGUGGAAAGCAUCUCGCGGUGACAUUUCCAAGCUUUUCGAUGUCUUGGAAGACCAUAUCGAGCAAUACCACGUUUCUGAAUUUGCCGCCAGAAAUGAUUUUGUCGAGGACGAACCUCAGGCUAACGAACAAGGCAUCAAAGAGAUUCUGGGUUCCGUGUACUCUUUCGUGGAAAGACUUGAUGACGAGUUCAACAAGUCUUUGUUGAACACAGACCCUCACUCCAGCGAUUUCCUAGACCGUCUGAAAGACGAACAGAGUGUCUACAAUUUGAUUCUAAGAUCUCAAUUGUAUUUGGAGGCUACUACAACUGCUCAGUCCGACCUUCAGAAAAGGCUGGCCCGUGUUCUAACAAGAAGACUCGAUCACAUCUACUACAGAUCCAACAAAUUGGUUGCGAUCACUGAACGUAAGGCAUGGGAGAGUUUGCGUGGAGGAGCCAAAUCUCAAGUUACACCUUUUGACGGGGAAAUUAACGACGCGUACGUUUUCAAGCUAAUCGACACAUUGCACCAGAUGUUGAGCAGCCAAAAAGAAGGUUCUCAACGCAAGAGAGCUGCGUUGUAUCAGAUUUAUUUCUAUGCCUUGAACAACCAAUUCGAAAAGGCAAAGGAAAUGCUUCUUUCAUCUCAUGUUCAGUCUUCCAUCAAUUACUCCGACCCACCAUUGCAAAUUUUGUUCAACAGAGCUGUUGUUCAAUUAGGUCUUGCUGCAUUCAAACUAUGUCUGAUUGACGACUGUCACCAAAUUUUGAACGAGGUUUCCACCAGCACGCAUUUGAGAGAUAUUCUCGGCCAGCAAAGCUUACAGAGAGUUGCCAACAACAAUGCCUUCAGCAAUGGAUCCAUUCCUAGCGAACAACUAUGUUUGCCAUUCCACCAACAUAUUAACCUAGAUUUGAUCGACGUUGUUUUCAUGACAUGUUCGCUAUUGAUCGAGGUGCCUCAUAUGGCUGCUUUCUUUUCCGGAGUCAAGGUCAAGAGAAUUCCUUACUCACAAAAGUCUAUUCGUCGUGCUCUAGAGCACUACGACAAAUCUAGCUUCCAAGGUCCACCAGAGACAUUGAGAGACCGUGUCUUGUACUCGGCAAAGGCCAUGCAAAGAGGAGAUUGGGAACAAUCUGUGUCUUUCUUGAAGUCAAUCCCAACCUGGUCUACGUUGCCUAAUACUGAAGAAAUGAUUGCAAACCUAUCGCAGAGAGUACAGAUCGAAUCUCUAAGAACUUACAUUUUCACUUACAAGAGAUUUUACUCCAAACUUUCCGUGGAAAAGCUUUGCGAAAUGUUUGGUUUGGAAAAUGAGAUUGUUGUGAAGACUGUGACUGCAAUCAUCACCGAUUUUGACUUGCAUGCUACUUUGGAUGAGGAGUCCAAGUUUGUCACCUUUGAAAAGGGUUAUGAAAUUACCAAAUUGGAAGAAGUGGCCGUAAAGCUGGCCAAAGAGACCAAAUACGUGAGCGAACGUCUCAAUGAAAAGAAAUAUGUUGGAAACUCCCGCAGACAGGAGUGA